Molecule: messenger RNA, 2652 nt
Organism: Plasmodium gallinaceum
Lineage: Eukaryota; Apicomplexa; Aconoidasida; Haemosporida; Plasmodiidae
Product: glucose-6-phosphate dehydrogenase-6-phosphogluconolactonase, putative
Exons: 1
Coding region: 1-2652 (883 amino acids)
Biological process (GO): glucose metabolic process; pentose-phosphate shunt, oxidative branch
Molecular function (GO): NADP binding; glucose-6-phosphate dehydrogenase activity
Source: RefSeq, a predicted model, not a curated record
AUGGAUUAUAAAAAUUUUUUAAAAAUGGUUGAAGAAAUGGACUAUUUGCACAAUGUAAAAUAUAUGGAAACAAAAGAUCUAAAUGAUUUUAAUGUAAAAUCUGCAUAUUAUAUAUGCAAAGAAAUUCAUGAAAAACAAUUAAGUAAUGAAAAUGGUUAUGUAGUCAUAGGAUUAUCAGGAGGAAAAACACCUAUAGAUGUAUAUAAAAACAUAUCAUUAAUUAAAGAUAUUAAGAUAGAUAGAACUAAAUUAAUUUUUUUUAUGAUUGAUGAAAGAUAUAAAAGUGAUGAUCACAAAUUAAGCAACUAUAAUAAUAUAAAAUUUUUAUUCGAUGACUUAAAUAUAAAUAAAAAAGAACAACUAUUUAAACCAGAUACAACAAAAAAUAUAGUUGAUUGCGUACUAGAUUACAAUGAGAAAAUAAAAUUAAUGAUGAAAAAAUAUAAAAAAGUAGACAUUGCAAUAUUAGGAAUGGGAAAUGAUUUUCAUAUUGCUAGUUUAUUCCCAAACAUAUUUUAUAAUAUAUAUAUGAAUAAUUAUCAGAAUAGUUAUAUAUAUAAGGAAAAAUUUUUAAAAUUAUUAAAUAAUGAUAACGAUAAUGACAAUUUAAAGUUAUUAAAUGAAUAUGUUUAUUUUACUACAACAAAUAAUUUUGAUGUUAGGAAAAGAAUUACAGUAUCAUUAGAACUAUUAGCGAAUGCAUCAAGCAAAAUUUUUUUAUUAAAUUCAAAAGAAAAAUUAGAUUUAUGGAAAAAGAUGCUUUUAAAAUCUUAUAUAGAAGUUAAUUAUAAUUUGUAUCCAGCUGUUUAUUUAAUUGAUACUGGUAAUACUACUGUAAUAUCAUGUGGUUAUGAAAAUUAUACAAAAACAAUUGAAGAAAUAUAUAAUUCAAAUAAUUCUUUAUCUAUGCAGGUAAGUAAUUUGAAUAAAAAAGAAUUAUUAACAAUAAUACUAUUCGGAUGUUCAGGUGAUUUAGCAAAAAAAAAAAUAUAUCCAGCAUUAUUUAAAUUAUACUGUAAUAAUUUAUUACCAAAAGAUGUAUUAAUCAUUGGUUUUGCAAGAACAGUUCAAGAUUUUGAAACAUUUUUUGAUAAAAUAGUUAUAAACCUAAAAAAGUGUUUACAUUGCUAUGAAGAUUUUUCUAUUUGUAAAAAAAAAAAUCUUCUAAAUUCCUUUAAAAAUAGGUGUAGGUAUUAUAUUGGAAAUUAUUCAUGUUCAGAAGAUUUUGAAAAUUUUAAUAAAUAUUUGAACAAAGAAGAACAGGAAGCUAUAUUAAAUAAUAAUAACUAUUAUUAUAAAUCAGAAUGUUGUGAUCAUAAAAGAGAGGAUGAUAAUGUUGAAAAAGAAAAUAUAAGUGAAAAUAAAAGAAAUGAGCAAAUAACGAAUAAAUCAGUAGAUUUAUCAGAAGAGAAAAAUAUAGCAUUAAAUUAUUCUUAUGUUAUAAAUAGAAUGUUGUAUUUAGCAUUACCACCUCAUAUUUUUGUUAGUACAUUAAAAAACUAUAAGAAGCAUUGUUUAAAUAAUAACGGUACAGACAAAAUAUUAUUAGAAAAACCUUUUGGAAAUGAUUUAGAAUCUUUUAAAAUUUUAUCAAAACAAAUAUUAGAAAACUUCAAUGAACAAUACAUAUAUAGAAUUGAUCAUUAUUUAGGAAAGGAUAUGGUUUCAGGGUUAUUAAAAUUAAAAUUUACUAAUACUUUUUUAUUAUCUUUAAUGAAUAGACAUUUUAUUAAAUGCAUAAAAAUUACAUUAAAGGAAACGAAGGGAAUAUAUGGAAGAGGUCAGUAUUUUGAUCCAUAUGGAAUUAUAAGAGAUGUAAUGCAAAAUCAUAUGUUACAAUUAUUAACAUUAAUAACUAUGGAAGACCCAAUUCAUUUAAAUGAUGAAUCAGUUAAAAAUGAAAAAAUUAAAAUAUUAAAAUGUAUUCCUUCUAUAAAAUUAGAAGAUACAAUUAUUGGACAAUACGUAAAAUCAGAUAAUUAUAAAGAAACAGAUGGAAAUGAUGAAAACAUCGAUGAAUCAAAAAGAAAUCACAGUUAUCAUGAUGAUCCACAUAUAAAACCGGAUUCUAUUACUCCUACAUUUUGCACUUGUAUUUUAUAUAUUAAUUCUAUUAAUUGGUAUGGAGUUCCUAUAAUACUUAAAGCUGGAAAAGGAUUAAAUAAAGAUAUUUGUGAAAUAAGAAUUCAAUUUCAUAAUAUUAUGGGAUCCUCUGAUGAAAAUAUGUACAAUAAUGAAUUUGUAAUUAUUUUGCAACCUGUAGAAGCAAUAUAUUUAAAAAUGAUGAUAAAAAAAACAGGAUGUGAUGAAAUGGAAGAGGUUCAAUUAAAUUUAACAGUUAAUGAUAAAAAUAAAAAAAUUAAUGUUCCAGAAGCAUAUGAAACGUUACUAUUAGAGUGUUUUAAAGGUUAUAAAAAAAAAUUUAUUUCAGAUGAAGAAUUAUACGAAUCUUGGAGGAUAUUUACUCCCUUAUUAAAUGAACUACAGGAAAAACAAAUAAAACCUUUAAAAUAUCCAUUUGGAUCUUCAGGGCCGAAAGAAGUUUUUGGUCUUGUAAAGAAAUACUAUAACUAUGGUAAAAACUAUACACAAACACCUGAAUUUGUUAGAAAAUCUUCCUUUUAUGAUGAUAAUUUGUUAGAUAUAAUUUAA